GACUACGACAACCUAGAUUAGAAGGGGAUGAAUAUAUAUCGGUAGUGGAUGAAUUAAUGGAAGCUCUUCAUGCACGUUGGCCAAAGGCUAUUGUCCAGUUUGAAGACUUUCAAUUCAAGUGGGCUUUUGAAACUCUUGAAAGAUACCGGAAGAAGAUCUGCAUGUUCAAUGAUGACAUACAGGGAACUGCUGGUGUUGCAUUGGCUGGAUUACUUGGAACUGUUAGGGCACAAGGUCACCCUUUAUCAGACUUUGCAAACCAAAAAAUUGUCGUUGUUGGUGCUGGAAGUGCAGGGCUUGGUGUUCUUAAAGUGGCCUAUCAGGCGGCUGCAAGGAUGGCAGGAUCAGAAGCAAAACCUCAAUUUUUCCUACUUGAUAAAGACGUAUGAUUUUACGAAAAUGCCCUCGUCCAACUUACCAUCUUAUUCU
Molecule: messenger RNA, 429 nt
Organism: Lactuca sativa (garden lettuce)
Lineage: Eukaryota; Viridiplantae; Streptophyta; Magnoliopsida; Asterales; Asteraceae
Product: NAD-dependent malic enzyme 59 kDa isoform, mitochondrial
Biological process (GO): pyruvate metabolic process; malate metabolic process
Cellular component (GO): mitochondrion
Molecular function (GO): NAD binding; malate dehydrogenase (decarboxylating) (NAD+) activity
Source: RefSeq, a predicted model, not a curated record